AUGCCUCCAUUAGAUAAAAAAAUCAAGAAAUUUCUGAAAGAUUCAGUAAGAAUAGCUCCGAAAAUAUCUAGUAAAGGUGAAUUAACUGAACUUAGAACGGGCUUGGUAUCACCAUAUCCACAAACGAGAAAAGAUGCCAUUAAAAAAACUAUUCAACAGAUGACUGUUGGUAAGGAUGUGUCAUCAUUAUUCCCUGAUGUAUUAAAGAACAUUGCAACAAAUGACGUCGAGCAAAAAAAAUUAGUUUAUCUCUACGUAAUGAAUUAUGCGGAAACCCAUCCAGAAUUGUGUAUUUUGGCAGUUAAUACAUUUGUAACCGAUUCUGAAGAUCCAAAUCCUUUAAUUCGUUGUAUGGCAGUUCGAACAAUGUCAAUGAUCCGAGUAGAUAAGAUUUUAGAUUAUCUGGAAACUCCUUUACGUCGAACUUUACAAGAUGACAAUCCUUAUGUUAGAAAAACAGCCGUCAUUUGUGUUGCCAAAGUUUUUCAAUUAGAUAAACAAUUAUGCUUAAAUUUAGGUGUAUUAACAGAUUUGGUUUCAGCGUUAGAAGAUCCAAACCCUGUCGUAGUAGCGAAUACAAUUGCCUCUUUAACUGAAAUAUAUGCCAUGGAUAGUACUGUAAUUAAUUUAAACGAUUUAAUUCAAUCUCAUGUUUCAAAAUUCUUAUUGGCAUUAAAUGAAUGUACUGAAUGGGCAAGAAUUACAAUUUUAACUGUAUUAUCAAAAUAUAGUGCUAAAGACUCGAUUGAAGCCCAAGAUAUUAUAGAUAGAGUCACAGCUCAUUUGCAGCAUGUUAAUCCUGCAGUCGUAUUAGCGACAGUGAAAGUAAUAAUCAUUAAUUUAGAUUUAACUAAGCCUCAGAUCAAUGAUCCAGUAAUGAAAAAAUUGUCAUCUGCUAUGAUUUCUAUCAUGUCUACACCACCUGAGAUUCAAUUCAUCGCAUUAAAAAAUAUCAGAAUUAUAUUAGAAAAAUAUCCAGAAUUAUUAACAAAGGAAACUCGAAUUUUCUUCGUAAAAUUUAAUGAUCCAUUAUAUGUAAAAUUGGAAAAAAUUGAAAUUUUAGUUAGACUGGUUGAUGCUUCAAAUAUUAAACAAUGUACUAUACUAUUAAAUGAAUUGAAAGAAUAUACAAGAGAAUUUGAACCUGAAUUUGUUUCAAAAGCAAUCCAAGCUCUAUCACAAUUAGCCAUUAAAUAUUCCAAAGAAAGUUUCUGUAAUAAAGUUUUAGAUAUUUUACUAGAAUUAUUAGAAAGGCAAGAUACGUUUAAGGAUGAUUGCUGUAUUGCAAUCUCCAAUUUGUUAAGACACUGUCCAACAAGUACCCAAAUGGUUACACAAGCAUGUGGGUUAUUAAAUACUUGGGUUGAACCGGAAUUAAUUUUAAAUAGAGAUGAAGCCAAAUGUAAUUAUGUUUGGCUACUUGGCCAGUACCCUGAUAAAUUUAGUUCACUUGAAGAAAGAAUACUAGGAUUCGUAGAAAAUUUUAGACAAGAGGACCCUUUAACUCAAACUGCGGUAUUAGCAACUAUUGUUCGAUUACACACAAGAUUGCCUGGCACAAUUUUACAAACAAUCUUAGAAUUAGCUACUAAAGAGACGAUCGUGAUAGAUAUUAGAGAUAUGGCAAUGAUGUAUUGGAGAUGCUUAUCAAUUCCAGGCGGAGAUGAAUUAGUUCAGCAACUUUGUAAUACUGCUCCUCCUGCAAUUGACAAUAUACUUGAUACAUUUCCACCAGAAAUAUUAAAAAAAUUGAUCCAAGAACUUGCCACUAUAAGCUCUAUAACAUUUAGACCACAAGCAACAAAUGCAAAGAAAUAUGUUAGACCUGAGACAGUAGUUAAAGGUAAGAAAUUAGAUGAGUUGAAGAACAUUGCUAAAAAUGAAAUCGUAAAGAAUGAUGAAGUUUUGUUGGACUUUGGUGAUGAUGCUACUGAAGAGAAUAAUAAAAAUACAACUACACUAGAUGAUCUUGAUGAUUUAUUCAAUUUCGGCACUGUACUACCUAAAGAAUCAAAUAGCGGGACUAAUCUUGAGUCUGACUUUAACAAACUAGGCAUUAAUGGAGGUAGGCAGGAUACAAACACUACUUCAACUAGUACAACUACUCAAGACUUAAUGGAUCUAUUUUAG
Henningerozyma blattae CBS 6284 is the source of this 2130-nucleotide messenger RNA. RefSeq lists its product as uncharacterized. Gene Ontology annotation, biological process: intracellular protein transport; vesicle-mediated transport. NCBI's taxonomy places the organism in Eukaryota, Fungi, Ascomycota, Saccharomycetes, Saccharomycetales, Saccharomycetaceae. Gene Ontology annotation, molecular function: clathrin binding. Bases 1 to 2130 code for a protein of 709 amino acids. The record is from RefSeq and is a predicted model, not a curated record. Gene Ontology annotation, cellular component: membrane coat. The transcript has a single exon.